Molecule: messenger RNA, 7320 nt
Organism: Lethenteron reissneri (Far Eastern brook lamprey)
Lineage: Eukaryota; Metazoa; Chordata; Hyperoartia; Petromyzontiformes; Petromyzontidae
Product: filaggrin-2-like
Source: RefSeq, a predicted model, not a curated record
AAAAUAAAAAGUUUAUAUUUUUAAACAUUAUUUUUUACAUGUUAUGUUUCGGCUUGGGUCUAAUUGUCCACGCUCAACUGGCAUUGGCUGUAAUUGGCCACGGCCCCUUACGUUGUGGCAAGCUUCGGGGCCACUUCCUGGAGUAGUGGAGUUCUUCCAUUACUUGUACAUUUCAUUAAAGCGCGUUUAAAAAAUAGUUUUAUUAUUAUUUAUUUAAAUGAAGUUACUUCAUUUAGGCUCGACGCGUGCAUGCGUGGAGUCUACAACAACAACCCCCCCUCUCUCUCGAAGGUGGGACUCAGAGUUCAUGGAGCUGCCUUACUGAAACUACAGUAAUCAGAGUGUGUGUGUUGUGUGUGUGUCUGGGUUUGUGUCUGGGUGUGUCUGUGUGUGUGUGUCUGGGUGUGUGUCUGGGUGUCUGUGUGUGUCUGUGUGUGUGUGUCUGUGUGUGUCUGGGUGUGUGUCUGGGUGUGUGUGUGUCUGUGUGUGUGUGCUAAUGCAGGUUGUGCGUCUAUCAGUAUCUAGGUCGACUCAGCCUCAAGUGAGAACCUGGUGUCGCGUAAUAAACAUCGCCACUGGGGAGACAAAGGCGGCCGGGCGGGGUGUUGGCCACCCACCCCCUCGUGUGCUGUGCCGACCUUCAUAGGCGCUGCUACUCGCUAACAGCACUUGCCCCAACAGCCUGUCACAGGCUACACGGGGGAUCUUUGUCUUUAUACACGUGUAGAGUCCGUACAGUAUCAUCAACAGUAUUAUCAUAAGCCAUCAAUCAAUCGUCAUCAGCAAUAAUACAAUCAUCAUCAAUAGUACAAUCAUCAGCAGUAGCAGCAGCAGCAAUAGUACAAUCAUCAUCAGCAGCAAUAGUACAAUCAUCAGCAGCAGCAAUAGUACAAUCAUCAGCAAUAGUACAAUCAUCAGCAAUAGUACAAUCAUCAUCAUCAUCACCAAUAGUACAAUCAUCAUCAGCAAUAGUACAAUCAUAAUCAGCAAUAGUACAGUCAUCAUCAGCAGCAAUAGUACAAUCAUCAUCAGCAAUAGUACAAUCAUAAUCAGCAAUAGUACACAAUAAUCAUCAGCAAUAGUGCAAUCAUCAUCAGCAAUAGUGCAAUCAACAUCAGCAGCAGCAAUAGUAUAAUCAGCAGCACUUGCCGCGACAGCCACAGAGAGGCUACACGGGGGAGCGUUGUCUUUGUGGCGCGUGCCCGGGUCGCGAGCCGGGUCCGUUUGGCCGUUUGGGUCUCCAACUCCACCACCUCCAUCAUCAGCAUCAUCAGCAGGGACAUCAUCAUCAUCAGCAUCGUCAUCGUCAUCAUCAGCAUCAUCAUCACCACCACCACCAUCAUCAUCAUCACCACCACCAUCAUCAUCAGCAGCAGCAGCAUCAUCAUCAUCACCACUAUCAGCAGCAUCAUCAGCUUCAUCACCACCAUCAUCAUCACCACCAUCACCACCACCAUCAGCAGGGACAUCAUCAGCAGCAUCAUCAGCAGGGACAUCAUCAUCAGCAGCAUCAUCAUCAGCAGCAACAUCAUCAUCGUCAGCGGCAUCAUCAUCAGCAUCAUCAUCAGCAACAUCAGCAUCAUCAGUUUCAUCACCACCAUCAUCAUCACCACCAUCACCACCACCAUCAGCAGGGACAUCAUCAGCAGCAGCAUCAUCAGCAGGGACAUCAUCAUCAGCAGCAUCAUCAUCAGCAGCAACAUCAUCAUCGUCAGCGGCAUCAUCAUCAGCAUCAUCAUCAGCAACAUCAGCAUCAUCAGCUUCAUCACCAUUAUCAGCAGCAGCAUCAGCAGCAUCGACAGGGACAUGAGCAGCAGCAACAUCAUCAUCAGCAGCAGCACCAUCAGCAGCAACGUCAUCAUCAGCACCAUCAGCAGCAGCAUCAUCAGCACCAUCAGCAUCAUCAUCAGCAGUAUCAUCAUCAGCACCAUCAGCAUCAUCAGCAGUAUCAUCAUCAGCAUCAUCGACAGGGACAUCAUCAUCAGCAGCAGCUAUAUUAUAAGCAGCAGCAGCGACAUCAUCAUCUGCAAGUAUCAGCAUCAUCAGCAGUAUCAUCAGCCACUUUGUCUAUAUGCAUCAUCAGCAGUAUCGACAUUAGCUGCGGCAGUACAAUCAUCAUCAGCAGCAGCAGCAUCAACCAUCGUCAUCAGCAACAGCACUUGCCUUAUCUCCGUAGCGACCUUCUUCAUGAUGAUGCUGCUGAUGAUGAUGAUGUUUUGGACUCACGCCGUUAAAGCGUUUAUAGUGGAGGCGUCAUCAUCAGCAUCAUCAGCAGCAUCAUCAGCAGCAGCAUCAGCAGCAUCAGCAGCUUCAUCAUCAUCAGCAGCAUCAUCAUCAGCAGCAUCAUUGCUGCACCACCACUCGCUCUGCGGCUGUCUUCUCGACCGCGUCCGCCUCGCCACGAAGCGGGUCCUGACGUCUCCGCAUGCCUCUGGCCUGCCGUGGCUGCUGCUGCUUCUCCUCCUGCUCCUCGCUCUGCGAUUUCUCGGCUCCAGACUGUGGCGUCAGAGGGAGAGAAUCGGGCCAACCGUGCUAAUCGGAGGUGCCGGGGAGGAUCAACAAACUACGGAUCUCUGUGCACCAACGCGUCGCUCGGACGCGGCCCCUCGGCCCGUCGCUGGGAAGCCGUCGGCCCCGAGCGCGGACCGGGAGGAGGCCGGGCGGCCCGGAUCCGGGGCCCCCGGGCCUGGGACGGCCAAGCCAGAGGCCGCCAAGCGACGGGCCGAUGGGCCCCGGCAGCAGCGGCCGCUCCUGGCGGCGCUGGCGUGGUGGACGCUGGGCGCCCGCCGGGAGGUCGCGGGCCUGCGGGCGCGGCUGGCGGAGCUGGAGUCCAACUGGGGCCGUCCCCUCGCGGAGGAGAGAGAGCGGAGCGAGCCUCGGCCGCUGCUCCACGAGGCGACGGAGCCGCGCUGGCCCCGCUCGCUGGAGCUGCGCGUCGAGCGACUCGAGGCCGAGAGGGGGGAGCCACGCGGCCACGGCUGGGGGCCACCGUCGGGCGGUCGCGGAGGAGGAGGAGGGGGGGCGGCAGCAGACGGCAGUCCCGGAGGGGGUGGCCAGGUGCGGCUGCAGAGACGUCACGGGGAGGUCACGGAGGAGCCGAGGUUGAGAAGGAGCGACACGGAGGACGAGGACGAGUGCCGAGAGUCGGACUCAGAAGUAGAGAGCGGUCACGGGGAGGGGGUCAUGGGCCAUUGUGGAGUUCUUAGUCCGCGCGUGCCAAGCAGUGACGGGAGGGAGGUCAAGGACGAGCACGUCAGGGGAGAGUCGGACUCCAGGAGCAAUCUCACAAAGGUCACGGAAGCGUUCGGAGAUCCGAGUCCAAGCGUGGGAAGCAGUCACGGCAAGGAGUUGAGGGAAGAGUCUGUACAGACUGGGUCGAUGGUGAGCACAAGUCACGAGGAAGUCACGGAUCGCUGCUGCCUGAGGAUUAGCCUCGGAGUGGUCACGGGGGAAUGUCACGGGGCGGACUCCGUCGUGGUAAGCAGUUGUGGGCAAGUGGCGGAAGAGCUUACGGUUACGAUGGGCAGUCACGGGAAGGAUAUGCGAGAGGGUACAGAGGCCGGAUCAAGAGGCGGUCACGUGGGGGUCACGGAGGUGUGUGCGGAGACUGGGUCAAGGUCAAGAAGCGAUCUCAACGACGUCACGGACCAAACGCACUUGAGGAGCAGUCUCGUGGAGGUCACGAAAGUGUGUACGGAGCCUGGAUUCAGAAGCGGUCACAUCGAGGUCAACCAAGUGUGUACGCAGACUGAGUUAAGGUCAAGAAGCUGUCUCAACGAGGUCACGGACCAGUGCCACCUGAGAAGCAGUCACGUGGAGGUCACGAAGGUGUGUACGGAGCCUGGGUCGAGGUCCAAAAGUGGUCACGUGGAGGUGACAGAGGUGUAUACGGAGCCUGGGUCAAGGUCCAAAAGUGGUCACGUGGAGGUCACGGAGGUGUGUACUGAGCCUGGGUCGAGGUUCAGAAGCGGCCGUGAAGAAGCCACGAAUCAGUACCAGGGGAGAAGUGGGGAUAGGAGGGAGGCAGCGGAGACCCGUGGGACGAGGCCGCAGGUCGGCCACACGCCCUGCCCCGUGUCGAGAAGCAGCCACGGGGAGACGAGAACGGAGCACGGAGCGCCGGACUCGACGUUCAGAAGCGGUCACGCGGGGAACGUGGAGGAGGAGCGGGAGGAGGGGCGUCAGGCUCUGAGUUUGAGGCAGGACAGCAGCAAAAAGAUUCCGGAGCAGCGCCUCCACGUGCCCUCGCCGCUUUCGCGAGAGGGUCACGGGAGGGGCAGAGGAGAGCACGGAGAGCCGGACUCGAUGCUGAGAUGCGGUCACACGGAGGGGAGAGAAGUGCGCGGGUGCUCGGAGUCAGAUGGGAGGGGAGGUCACGAGGAGGUAACAAACCAGUGUCGCUGGCCGAACGCGGACUUUAGGAGUGGUCCCGGGGAGAUCCGGGAAGAGUUCGGAGCAUCGGAGUCAAGGUUGAGAUGCGGUCCCGGGGAGAUCCGGGAAGAGUUCGUAGCGUCGGAGUCAAGGUUGAGAUGUGGUCCUGGGGAGAUCCGGGAAGAGUUCGGAGCAUCGGAGUCAAGGUUGAGAUGCAGUCCCGCGGAGAUCCGGGAAGAGUUCGGAGCAUCGGAGUCAAGGUUGAGAUGCGGUCCCAGGGAGAUCCGGGAAGAGUUCGGAGCAUCGGAGUCAAGGUUGAGAUGUGGUCCUGGGGAGAUCCGGGAAGAGUUUGGAGCAUCGGAGUCAAGGUUGAGAUGCGGUCCCGGGGAGGUCCGGGAAGAGUUCGGAGCAUCGGAGUCAAGGUUGAGAUACGGUCCCGGGGAGAUCCGGGAAGAGUUCGUAGCGUCGGAGUCAAGGGUAAGAAGCCGUCAUGGGGAGGAUGCCACAAGCAAUGACCGUUACCUCGGGGAAGCGAGAGAAGUGCGCGGGUGCCCGGAGUCAGAGUGGAGGAGAGGCGAUGAUGGGGAGGCAUCCGACGACUGUCACUGGCCCGACGCAGACCCACGGCCUCAGGGCCCAGGCCGGAGGAGUGCAGCUGCAGCGGAGGAGCGGUGUCGGGGCGAGGGGAGGAGGAUGGCCACUGACAUCCGCUGCACGAACGCCAGCGGCGGCGGCGGCAGGCGCAGUGCCCCCUGCGAUGUCGUCGAAUGCGACAGUGUCUGUAGCUACAGCAGCGGCAGCAAGUGUGGCAGUAGAGGUGGUCGUGGUGUGGAUGAUGACGAGGAUGAGGGUGAUGAUGGUGAUGAGGAGGAUUUAGAAGGCAUGGGAUGGAGCGAGGAGGCUUGGAAGAGCUACCGCACCGCUCAGAAGCUUCUGGAAUCCAACUACAGCAGCAACCGAGUCCGCUGGGCCGAUGAGGAGGAGGAUGAGGAGGAGGGCAGAGAUGACUACUUUUACGACCAUAAGCGCUCCGCAGCAUUCUCCACCACGCGAUGAAAGGGGUGGUGAGCGCGAUGGCCCAGUCGCAGAACGAUCGCGGUUCCUAACACCGGUGGGCCGUACCCCCCGACGAGUUAAUACUAUUGUGGAGCAUUGUUAAAGAUUUUAUCGGAGCGGACGUUAAAGGUCUCCCGGAGACGUCGUUCGCAAAAAAGUAGUCGGCCAUCAUCGGCAUGCCUUGGAGUUGCAGUCAAAAUUUUCAAUGGCAAAGAAGACAAAAAUGGAAAAUAAGUUGACGCCGCAAGUCACUCGAUUGCAAUUUCUCACAAAGUCAAAGUGCCGCGGUGGCUUUGAGAUGUUGACUACCUCGCCCGGUAUACAGGAGGUCGUGGGUUUGAUCUCGACCUUAACGCUACAAUGGCUCGGAGAUGUUGACUACCUCGCCUGGUAUUACAGGAGGUUGUGGGUUCGAUCCCGACCCUGACGAUGCCAGUUGCGAACUGUAUUUGGCACAAUGUAAACUGUAUUGGGCACAGUAUAAACUGUAAUGGGUACAGUGUAAACUGUUUUGGGCACAGUGUAAACUGUAUUGGGUACAGUGUAAACUGUAUUGGGUACAGUGUACACUGUUUUGGGUACAGUGUAAACUGUAUUGGGUACAGUUUAAACUGUAUUGGGUACAGUGUAUACUGUUUUUGUACACUGUAAUGGGUACAGUGUAAACUGUAAUGGGUACAGUGUAAACUGUAUUGAGUACAGUGUGAACUGUAUUGGGGACAGUGUAAACUGUAUUGGGUACAGUGUAAACUGUAUUGGGUACAGUGUACACUGUAUUGGGCACAUUGUAAACUGUAUUCGGGACAGUGUAUUGUGCACAUGAUUACAUCUCCAUUGUUGAUUACAAUAAAACUCGGGGUCAGUGUUUGGCUAUGAUCCACAUUUAGGUGACGCAUUAUCAACAAUAAUUCCAUCUCGUCAAGGAUCGGGAACUCCAGUCAUCCUCGCAGCAGCAGCAGCAGCUCUUGGGGCUCGCCAUCGAACAAAGACGGUGGGCGCCACAUCGCGAGGCGCUUUCAGAUGCGCUUCUGCGGCUGUCUGGAACGUGCUUCCUUCCGAUAUUAGGAAGCCACCAUGAGCUAUGGGCUUUUAAAUAAUCUGGAUUGAAAACUAAUUUCGUUAGAACUGAUUUUUGUGUAAGUUUGUUGUCCUUACCCCACACCUCCGAUUAGCACAGUUGGCUACGUACGGUGCCAACGAACGACCCAUAGACUCACACAACGAUCCCCAUAGACUCACACAACGACCCAUAGACACACAGAGAUGCAUAGUUUGUUGUCCUUCACCCGCACCUCCGAUUAGCAUAGAUACCCAUAGACUCACACAGAGACCUAUAUACUUACACAGAGACCCAUUGACUCACACAAAGACCCAUAGACUGAAUAGAGACCCAUAGACUCACACAGAGACCUAUAUACUUACACAGAGACCCAUAGACUCACACAGAGACCCAUAGACUCACACAGAGACCCAUAAUUUUUUGUCCUUCCCCCGCAUCUCCGAUUAGCACGGUUGGCUACAUACGGUGCGAAAGAAGUUCAAAUUCCAUCUGUGGGUGGGCGUCGAGGAGGAGCCAUAACACAGGCUGUGCCAGAAGGCGCUAUAGCAAGGUGGACUCCACCUCUUCACCCCUGUAUGGGAUAGAGUGUUUCCCCCUCGCAUGUGUGGGUUUCUCUCCGGUGUCCUCCUCCCACAUGUAAACACUCAUUAAUUGGGAGAUACAACCAGAGCUUGGGCAGUUAUCUGUAACACUGGCUCCUCACCUCAUCUGUGGUUCCUUCUUCUGGGCGCCUCUGAGUCGUCCCCUCUCUCCCUAGGAGAGCGAUGAUCCCUCCAAUAAUUUCUCACUUUUUUGUCGAGAAAGUCAAUUAAUAAAGCGCCAUUGUUUUUUUC